Cannabis sativa is the source of this 1247-nucleotide messenger RNA. Its product is annotated as deSI-like protein At4g17486. Lineage: Eukaryota; Viridiplantae; Streptophyta; Magnoliopsida; Rosales; Cannabaceae. Gene Ontology annotation, molecular function: deubiquitinase activity. The coding region runs from base 273 to 1022 and encodes 249 amino acids. Gene Ontology annotation, biological process: protein deubiquitination. The record is from RefSeq and is a predicted model, not a curated record. The transcript is spliced from 4 exons.
UAAGUCCGUACAAAAGUGACGGGGGUUGCUUUGCUUUGCUAUCUGAAUUUUGAUUCUCAACUAUCUCACAGUGUUCCUAAAAUCAAGAAUUAGACAUUUCUAGGGCACAGCAUUUUCAGAAAUUCCCAAUUUCACACGAGCGAAAGAGAGGGCUCCACCAGUGAAAUUGAGCAGUUUGGAGAAAAGAGUAGCGUAAUUAGAUUUUUUUGUAUAUUACAGAGAAAAGGAAGGGAGUGGACAAAAAAAAAAGUUAGGGUUUUUGGAGGAAGAAGAUGACGGAUGUGGUAUUGCAUAUAUAUGAUGUGACAAAUAGCGGAUCCGAGAAAACGAACAACACCAUUGUUCAGAUCAAUAAGAUCUUCAAGGACGGUAUUGGUCUUGGGGGUAUUUUCCACAGCGCCGUACAGGUUUUUGGUGAGGAUGAAUGGUCAUUUGGGUUCUGUGAGCAAGGAACUGGUGUUUUUAGUUGCCCUGCAGGUAAGAAUCCAAUGUAUUCCUACCGUGAAGCCAUUAUUCUUGGGAAAACAAACUUUCCAAAUUUCAAGGUUAAUCAGAUCUUGAGGGAGCUUAGCAGAGAGUGGCGUGGAGAUUCAUAUGAUUUGUUAUCAAAAAAUUGCAAUCACUUUUGUGAUGAGUACUGUGAAAGGCUUGGUGUGCCAAAGCUUCCAGGUUGGGUUAAUCGUUUCGCUCAUGCUGGUGAUGCCGCCAUGGAAGUAGCAGGAACCACAGCAUUAAGGUUUAGACAAGCUAAAACAGAGAUUGUGACAGCAAGCAAAGUGGCAUAUCGUUUUCUCUUGGGUGUUACCAACAAUGUGGCAACACCUACUGAAUCCUCUGGAAAUUCAAACAGAGGUUCCCCUAGAUUUCAAGGUACUUGGUUUAAGAACUUGGUUACAACUGGGGCCAAACCUUCAACUAGUUCAGAGAUUGAGAAUCAAGAAGAGGAUUUUCAUCGCCAACACCCGCAUUCAGAUGUAGUGUCACAACAGCGGCAAAAUUCACAAUCUCGACAUGAUAUUUGAAUGUUAGUUUAUUAAACAUGCUUGUUAUAUGUAGCUGAGACCAUGCAAAAAUUAUUGACGUUUGCUAUUCAUUUGUGUAUGAAUGUAAAAUUUUCUUUUAUUGUUUAACUGAAAUCUGCUUAUAGAUGAUCCCAAAGCUUAAAUGUUCUUAUAGUGCGAGCGAGGAUAUGGAACACACUACCAACUGUUCCAAUUUCAUUCUAAAUCAGUCAAUGUUUUGCAUAA